CCGCUCCCCGGGGUGAUCUACACUCCCGGCCCUACCGGACCCCGACCGGUAAGGAGUGGGAGGACGCAGAGAAGGGGCGAAAGACACGAAAGAGAGAGAGCAGAUUGCAGAGAAGGAUAAAAUGUCGGCUUCUCUCCGCGCCCAUAUUGGGCGGGAGGGGGCGGGGGCCGCCGCCAGCUUCCGAGUGAAAUAGGACCUGCGGGUCUACUGAGCAUGCCCGUCCCGCGGCCGCCGAGGGUCGCUCCAGUUCCGCGUUCCGGGCUUUCCGGGCGGCCGGCGGGAAGAACAGGGUGGGGGUGCUCCCUGCCUGGGACUCGGAAUUGAGAGGCUGAAGUUAAUCACCUCACCUGCCACCUUGCUAUUUGGGCACUUUGAAAUUGAAGGGCAUAGCAGAGAUGCCCAUUGCAUGGAUAAUUUUGACAUGGACAAAGUCUCUGUUCCUGGAAGUCUGGCAAUGACUGAGUGGGAUCUCUUUUAGCACCUUCAGGAGAAAAGCAACAGCAGCCAAAGACUCUCAACGACCUCAAAAACAGAAAGACAAUCUUGGCCUUGUUAUCCCUGUUUUAUAAAGAAAUUGAAGAAUUGCUAAAAGUCUCAGUCAGGGUCUCAGAGCUGCUAGGAGAAAACCAGAACCUAGGUGUUCUCAUCUGUCUAGUCCCCUUUACACCACCACACCAGCACUCAGCAUCAAAGUAGGAAGCUUUUUGCACUCCACCACCUCUAGCCGCUGAGAAGACGUCAUCGCUUCCGCCCUACUUCCUCCUCCUGUUGGCGGCCGUGAGAAUCCAAUAUGGAGUAAAUCGGUGGAGUAGAGAGAUGGGGCUCGGACGGGGCGCCCUGCACCGCCUCCCAGGCGCACCUCCCCCGGCCGCCGACCGCUCCCGGGAACCCUGAUUGGCCCGGCCCCCCGGGGGGCGACCUGGGACCGAGCCCCGAAGCGCGGCCGGCGCUCUCCUCCUCCGCCUCCUCUCUGUCCCCGCCGCUCCACGGCGCGCUUGUUUUUCUCCUCUGUCCCUCACCGCCGUCUCCGGCCCAAAUCUCUCCCUCUCCGCCCGCUCCUGAGCCCCCGGAGCUCCUACCCGCCUAGUCCCUCGGCGCUGCGGCGCUCACUCCCCCGCAGUGUGCCUUUGCACCCCUUCCCCCAAACCUCACCCUGCGCUCCGGUCGCCCUCCUUCCCCUUCAGCCUUCUGCGGCGCCCCCUUUAUCUGUAGCUGCCGCCCCCCCAUCCCAGCCAAAUGAGGCGAUCUCCGGAGAUGUGAAGAAGUGGGGUGAGCGGACAGGAAGAUGAAGGGAGCAAAGCUGCCCGCCGCGGGACAGGCGUCUAGGUGAACAGGAAAAUGACCGAAGAAACACACCCAGACGAUGACAGCUAUAUUGUGCGUGUCAAGGCUGUGGUUAUGACCAGAGAUGACUCCAGCGGGGGAUGGUUCCCACAGGAAGGAGGCGGGAUCAGUCGUGUGGGGGUCUGUAAGGUCAUGCACCCCGAAGGCAAUGGACGAAGCGGCUUUCUCAUCCAUGGUGAACGACAGAAAGACAAACUGGUGGUAUUGGAAUGCUAUGUAAGGAAGGACUUGGUCUACACUAAAGCCAACCCAAUCUUUCAUCAUUGGAAGGUCGACAAUAGGAAGUUUGGACUUACUUUCCAAAGCCCUGCUGAUGCUCGUGCCUUUGACAGGGGAGUGAGGAAAGCAAUUGAAGACCUUAUAGAAGGUUCAACAACAUCAUCUUCUACCAUACAUAAUGAAGCUGAACUUGGUGACGAUGACGUUUUUACAACAGCUACAGACAGUUCUUCUAAUUCCUCUCAGAAGAGGGAACAGCCUACGCGGACAAUCUCCUCUCCCACAUCCUGUGAGCACCGGAGGGUUUAUACGCUGGGCCACCUCCAUGACCCAUAUCCCACGGACCACUAUCACCUUGAACAGGCGAUGCCAAGGGCCUACCACCAGGUGAGCUUCCCGGACGACGACGAGGAGAUUGUGCGCAUCAACCCCAGGGAGAAGAUCUGGAUGACCGGCUACGAGGACUACCGGCACGCGCCGGUGAGGGGCAAAUUCGCGGACACCUCGGAGGAUGCGGACUCCUACGUGCGCUUCGCCAAGGGCGAGGUUCCCAAGCACGACUACAAUUAUCCCUAUGUGGACUCCUCGGACUUUGGCCUCGGUGAGGACCCCAAAGGGCGCGGGGGCAGCGUGAUUAAGAUGCAGCCCUCGCGGGGCAAGUCCCGGCGGCGGAAGGAGGACGGGGAGCGCUCCCGGUGCGAGUACUGCAGGGACAUGUUCAACCACGAGGAGAACCGGAGGGGCCACUGCCAGGACGCGCCCGACUCCGUGAGAACUUGCAUCCGCCGGGUGAGCUGUAUGUGGUGUGCGGACAGCAUGCUCUAUCACUGUAUGUCGGACCCCGAGGGAGACUAUACAGACCCGUGCUCGUGCGACACUAGCGACGAGAAGUUUUGCCUCCGGUGGAUGGCUCUUAUUGCCUUGUCUUUCUUGGCCCCCUGUAUGUGCUGUUACCUGCCCCUUCGGGCCUGCUACCACUGCGGCGUGAUGUGCGGGUGCUGCGGCGGGAAGCACAAAGCGGCCGUGUGACUCCGUUUCCCUCCCCUUCCUCCUUCCACAGCCACAGGGGAACUUGUCUCCUACACGCGCUCAUCUUCUCCCCUGCCCCCCGAGUCCCUGAAGGCGCCCUUCCAGCCUGGGGACCUGCCUGUGGACUCCGCACCCACCAACCCCCACUCUUCAUUAGCCACACCCACACCCACACCCACACACAUGCACGCUCCUGGACACAGUGUUCUAAGGGAAGGAACCUCUGCAGAGACUCGUGUAUUACUAGCAGUCUGUAAUCAAGCUAACUGUCUUAUACAUGUGGUGAUUUCAUCUCCUUCCUACUCACCUCUUCCAGUUAAGAGGCGCCUGCAGUCGGAACUACUGAUUUGGAGUGGGUUUUGUAGUUGGUUUUUCCAAGAGCAUCCAGGACUAUGUUUCUGUUGGUUCAGCUUGCCUGAGGACCGUCGGGUUCCUGCGGAAGUGUGAUGUCAGAAUGAUGAAAACCCUACCAAGAAGUAUUUUAACCCGCAGUUAUUAUAUAUAGGAGGUGAGCUAGUUAAACUUCUACCACAAAACAAGAUCACUUUCACUUUUCUAAAGCCAAAUUUACCAUUUAAGCUGCAGUUUCUAUCUUAAACCCAUCGUCAUUUUUGGUCCCCCCCAGAUUCUGUCACUUACUCCCUGAUGCAAAACAUUCACCUGUAAAAUGAUUUGAGAAUUGAGCCUUAACUUCAGAUUAACUUGCGAGAAUCAGGAAAAUUCCUUAAACUGCAUCGCAUCAUCUUGGACCAGGGCUAGAAAGGGGACUUCAGGUUUCUCUGAGCCUCCCCAAAUACCCCUAAAGUAGAACUUUUUUAAAUUGUGUCAUCACCACUCUAAAAAUUUAGCAAUAUUAGAAGAAAAUGCUAAUGAAGAAAUUUUCCUCUUUGUUUUGCAAACGAAAUAGUCUAUUCAGACACAAACCAGUGUUCUCUGAACAAGUUCCAGUUGAGAAACGCUAUUGUGCUAAAUACAACUAACUAUAGGAGCUACCCCACCUCCACUGGCUAUUUUCUGUUAACUGGGGUAAAUUUUAAAUGUCAUAAAUUUGAAGAGUGGUGGGUUGCACUUUGCUCAUGGGUUUGUGUUUUUGUUUCUGUCUUGGACUCAAUGUCACAUCACCAAAUUCUUCAUUUAUACUUGGGAAAAAAACAAGGCCAUAUGUAAAAACCCUUCCAAUGCCUAAGUGUCUUUCUCCUGCAACGCCAAACCCAGACUUGCCAAUGUGGGUGCACAGAUGGUCAGGCCAGCAGACUGGGUCUGCCUGUCGCCUUGCCACAUGGGAGGCUUCUAAUUAGCAGGAAAAGAGUAUUUUUCUAAUACUUUGCAAGGAAUAGCCAAAUAGUCUUAUUGCAGAAAGAGGAAAUGUUACCUGUACCUAGCAUUGUACAGUCAGAACAUCAUGGAGACUAUGGGGGACAGGCUUGUCAGCGCUGGCUUCCCUCAGUGAUCUUCUUGCGGUAAUUGCCAGCUGGCAUGAUCUGCCCCCUGUCUCCCCACCUUCCCCCAUCCCUUCUCUGGUGCACACAGGACAUCAGUCUUCAAGGAAAAGGACUUUUUUCCUGUCUGCCAGUCGUAUUAGGAAAGUGCUAGCCAUGCUUACCUUCAUGGAAUGUUUCCAUCUUGUCUGAGAGUCCAUUGCAUUUCUUUAGUUAGGUCAUUGGUGUAAAUACCCAGUGUACUUCUGAGUUAGUUGGUAGAUGUUUUCCUUUGUUGAAGUGACUGGUUUGGGCCUUCCAGUUUGGAAAAGGAGCUGAGAGCUGUCAGUCUGGUGAUGGAAGAAAAGAGAACAGUUUCCUUGCCUGGAGAACAUCUAGAAGCCUUCAGCCAGCCUCCACAGGUUGUCGAGAUCAUCUCCCCCUCCCCCACCCUGCCUGAGGCACCUCUUCAGGGUCUUUCUCAAGGUCUCCUCUCUACAAAGCACAACACUAAUGUACGUUUUGUUAGACCUCAGUUCAAUUGCCCCUAUUUAUUUGAGGAAGAAUACACACAUCCCACUGCUUUGUGUCUCUAGUCAUUAUUUGUUCCUAUCUUCCCUUACCCCUUGUAAGGUCCUUCUCCAUCCCUUCAAACAGUUAACGCUAGUGACUCUUACUCCGCAUAUACUUUUUGGUUUGUGAAGGCAGCGGUUAAAGGCACAAGGACAGCCAUGGGGACAUUUAUGUAAAUACAUCUCUAAUUGCCACACUGCAGCUGAACAGUGUGCAGUAUUUUCCCAGUCAGCUUUGCCAUACUGACGUCAAUCAUUUGAGAGAAAUUAUUCAGAUUUUAUUUUUGUAUCUGUGGUAACAAAACAUUAACCAAAAAAUUUUCUGUUUGGAAGCUUCCCUCCAACCUGUGCUCCCCCCAACCCCGCCCCAAGCUAUUUGCUCACAUUAACAAAUUAAAGUGCCUGAAGCAUAAUUCAUUCUUUAUCUGUAUACUAAAAACCCUGUUGUAUUGAUUUUUUAUAAUAAGCCUUUUUACCUCUGUGUAAAAAAUAUAUAUACAAGUGUAUGAUGUACAUUUUAGUUAACUUUUUUUUAUGGUUUCUAAUAUGUAUGACCAAUGUAGCCAUUGCUUUAAAAUGUACCAUGUAAAUAUAAACACAUCCUAUCAGAUCACUGACUUCAGGGCGUUUGUCUG
Molecule: messenger RNA, 5217 nt
Organism: Manis pentadactyla (Chinese pangolin)
Lineage: Eukaryota; Metazoa; Chordata; Mammalia; Pholidota; Manidae
Gene: SPRED2
Product: sprouty related EVH1 domain containing 2
Exons: 9
Coding region: 1339-2592 (417 amino acids)
Biological process (GO): multicellular organism development; negative regulation of MAPK cascade
Cellular component (GO): membrane
Molecular function (GO): protein kinase binding
Source: RefSeq, a predicted model, not a curated record